UGGGAAUGGCAGGCGUUGCCCUCCGAUCACAGCGGCUCUUCCCGAGGGCUUUGUGCUGGUAGCGACAGGCGCUGUGCUCCAAUGGGAGCUCUUCUUCCUUCUACCCCCUCUCUUGGCUCCGCGUUGGGAGCGUCAGGCGGUGUGUCCCCCCUCCUCCCCCUCGGGAGCGCCCCUCCCGCCGGGCUCUUGGCGCACGUGUGCGGCGUCUCCUGGUGACGCCGACGCGGGGCUGACGCCGCGGUCUCCGCGCAGCCCGGCUCGGGGCCAGCCAGAGUUUCCUGUGAACAUCCGUGGAAAAGUAAAGGGAUUUGAAAACUCCAUUCUAGAAAAAAAUUGUGUGGUUUCUGUUACACAGAGAAAUGCUGAAAUUUCAAGAAACUGCUAAGCAUGUCCCUGUUGCCAGAUUUAAUUCUCCUUGCUCUGACGCUAUGAUUGCAAGAAGAUACACUGUUCAGAGGAAACUUGGCAAUGGAAGCUUUGGAAGCGUAUAUCUAGUUUCUGACAAAAAAGCAAAACAAGGAGAAGAAUUAAAGGUUCUGAAAGAAAUCUCUGUUGGAGACUUGAAACCUAAUGAAACAGUUGAAGCAAAUCUGGAAGCACAACUACUCUCCAAAUUAGACCAUCCAGCCAUUGUCAAAUUUUAUGCAAGCUUUGUGGAGCGAGAUAGUUUCUGCAUUAUCACUGAAUACUGUGAGGGUGGAGAUCUAGACUUUAAAAUCCAGAAGUACAAAGAAUCUGGGAAGACAUUCACUCAAAGACAAAUAAUAGACUGGUUUGUGCAGUUGUUACUUGGAGUCAACUAUAUGCAUGAAAGGCGAAUACUUCACAGAGAUUUGAAAGCCAAGAAUAUAUUUUUGAAAAAUAAUCUUCUGAAAAUUGGGGACUUUGGAGUUUCCUGUCUUUUGAUGGGUUCGUGUGAUCUGGCAACUACGUUUACUGGGACACCAUUCUACAUGAGUCCAGAGGCUCUAAAGCACCAGGGCUAUAACACAAAAUCCGACAUUUGGUCUCUGGGAUGCAUUUUAUAUGAGAUGUGCUGUAUGAACCAUGCAUUUACUGGACACAACUUUUUGUCUGUUAUGUUAAAAAUUGUAGAAGGUGAUACACCUUCUCUUCCUGAUAGAUAUCCAAGCGAACUGAAUGCUGUGCUGUGCAGCAUGUUAAAUAAGAAUCCUUCAUUGAGACCAGCAGCAGCAGAGAUUCUAAAAAUCCCUUAUAUUGAGGAACAACUAAAGAAUAUACAGUACGAGUUCACAAACUGGUCUAUGAAAGAUAAGGCACUUAACUGGCAGAAAGAAGCUGCUCCCAUUUUUGAUGUUGUGCAGAGGAAAGUUCAUUUGCAAACUCUGCAGGAACUGUCUGAAGUACAGAAAAUGACACCCCGGGAGCGGAUGAGGCUGAGGAAGUUACAUGCUGCAGAUGAGAAAGCAAAGAAGUUGAAACAGCUGGUGGAAGAAAAAUAUCAAGAAAAUAUCAAAAGAAUGCAAGAAUUCAGGUCCCGUCAUUUUCAGCAACUGAAUGUCAAUGUCCUCCAUGAAUCUGAUGAGCAGACUUCAAAACCCCUAAUUCAUUCUCAGCCAGCCGUUACACACGACUAUGUGUCUGUAGGACAUGAUGAGCCGAGUGAAAAUGAGACAUCAGGUCAAUUCUGCGUGUCUGAACUUACAGACCACGAGAUCCCCGAAGACCCAGAAAUUGCAGAAGAAUAUUAUAAUGAUGAAUUUGAGUCCUGUUCAGAAGAUAGUGAAGAGGAGGAGGAUGUGGAAGCAUCACAGAUGAUCUGGAAGACAAAUCACCAGGACAGUGACAUCGAGGCAAUGGUCAAGUAUUUGGAGUGUGUCCUGAAUAAUAGUUCAUUGGGCUCAAGGACUGUCAUCGGAGUGUCUCCAGGGACGCCCCAGGGAUUCAGAGCUCUCAACAGCACUAUGGCUGAGACCAAACUGAACCGCAUGAGGGAAUCUGCCAUUGGGAAGCUGGGAGCAGAGGUAUUUGAAGCAGUGUACAGCUAUCUCAAGCAAGCGAGACAGCAGAAUGCCAGUGAGGACGAGAUCAGGAGGCACUUGGAGAAACUGGUUUCUAGAGUGAGCGAUUGCUUUGAAGUGGAUCAGCUUCUCUAUUUUGAGGAGCAGCUACAGGCUUCACAAUCACAUCUUCAGCUCUAAAAGGUGUGCCAGUAGCAGCGCUGGAAAUGGCAAAGAGUGCUGAAGGUGCUGAGCUGCCUUCUUCAGACCAGUCAGCAAGUAUGGGGGGAGGUAUUUAAAAGAAACUGCUGAAGGUAAUGUAGUACCUAAGCAUGUGGGUAAACUCCAUUUGAGAAUUCAGACCAUAGUUACAGGGGCAGGAAGAACGAAUGUUUGUGAUGGUGGAAGGGAGUAUUCACCUUCACCAGAGUCCCCUCUUUUUGCCACUUAAGGCAUAAGGAAAAGAUGUUUUCCUGGGCCCUGGCCAGGUGUUAGUCCUGAACUCAAAGCAUCACCGGCAAAGCUGCCUCUGAUGGAAAUGGUGCAGGAUUAGACACCUUAUUAAUCUGGUCCUUGUGACAUUUAAGCCCAUAUUUUUUUUACUUGAGCAGAUUUACCCUUGAACCCAUGUGUAUAUGUACUGCUACUUAGCCUGUGAUUGUCUUAUUAUUUGUUCAAAAGGACUGCAUUUAAUCUGCGUGACUUUCAAAGGAACUAUGAAAUACAUGUCUAUGAGAUAGGUAAAUAUAUCCAUACAGAUAGAGAGAUGUCUAUCCAUAGACUGUAUGUGUGUGCAUGUGUAGAAACAGAGAUGUGAGGCCUGAGCUAUAACUGACUGUUAGAUAGGAAUCCUUACUGCGAAUUCUGAGAGUUUUGGGUCAAAUUCAUUGUACACAGAUGGAACAAUAAACUGAUUUUUUUUUUUUUGGCUUGCACAGGGUUACCAUUAUGUUUUUUCUCAGUUUUUAUGCUCCUUUCUUUAUAGGCAUCACACUUGCGGAUUUCAACUGUGUGUCAUGCUCUGAUUAAAUACCUAGUUCUACCUCUUCCUUCUUCAGUGUGUAUUCUAAGCUCCUUCAUCUAUCUGUGUAAAAUGUUAGAGGAUAACAAGGUGGUACAAUCUAUGAAGGAAACUCAAAUGAAUUGCAGACCAGAUUAAUUUUAGGCAUCAAGCCUUAUCAUAAUUCUUAUGUUUCCUGCUUUUGUGCCACAGUUCUUAAAUGACUCGAAGAUUGAAUUAGAUAAAUUAAAAGAAAAUAAUAAUAUGAAUAUAAAAAAAAUGCUUAUUAGUUAUUAGUUAUUUACAGCUAAGAACCAAAGGACAUACCCAGCUACAGAAGAUGUGGCAUUAUACUUCAAAAUCAAAGUAACAGGAGAUUCUGCCAUGUCUGAUUUCAGCUUUUAUUUGGAAUACGUGGUGUUAGAAACUGGGGGCUACAAUCCACUGUGAUUUUCACUGAGGUAGGGAACAUGUUUUUUCCUUCUGUGUGGUGGUUCAGAUCCCAUAGGUGGAGAGACAGUUUGAAGCACACAUUCUCAGUCAGGUUUCGGUCUCUUUCCUGUUCUUUCUUCUUGUACUUUCACUCCCUAUCCUUCUCAAUGUUGUGUCUGUGUUCCUAUUUCCAUAUUUUUUGCACAUGACCUUCUGAAAACAGAAGUGUCUAAAAUGUAGGAAGUGUAUGUCUAAGAUAUAAAAGGAGUGCUUGGAUGUUGCAGGGACUAAAAUUUCACAGAGCAAACAAUAAGUAACUGACACAUGGUGAGAAUAAUGUCAGGGAGACAAUCUUGACUGCUGCACCUAACUCUGGCUGUGAUACAAAGUGACUUAUCAGAAAAAACUUCAAAACCAGCCUCUGUAAGCAGUCAAUUCCUUUUUAUUAAUGAUGAACACCUCAUCAGACUCUUUUCAUUCAUUGUGCUAGAAAAAGAGACCUGCAUAGGAACGCAACAGGCUUUCUAAGGCAGUCAAGCAAUAGGGAGACCAUUAAAAAGCAACCCUUAAAGCCUGGAAAACAUGGUUUAGCCAUGCAAAUUGCCCUCGGGGAAAUGGUUGCACUCUGAUGACCAGUACUUUUACUUGUUGAAGAAGAAAUCACAGCACCUUUUACAGUUACUUCAGUUGCUUUCUCCUCCCUGCAGGAUAUAACUUUCAAGUCAUGUGAGGAACUGGGGGCUAUUGCUUUACCGGUUGUACACUUUAGACUACUCUGGUUUUGUUUUUUUCCAUCAAUCAUACCACAAACAGGCAAUGUGUUAUACAUAUUAAACUCAGCAGGAAUCUUUUUGUCUUUGAACUGUAGUAAAAGCACAGAAAAAAAUCUGAUAGAUCUGAAAGAAAUUCUUCCUUCAGUGUUUCUUUUGAGGGCCACAUCAACAAGGUGUUAGUGGCAUUAUAUGCCUUCAUUUCUAUUCUCGUUUUCCAGUAAAACUCUGCCUUUUUAGAUCUUGUCCCUUCCAGAAUUGUCAGUGGCUUGUUUGGUUUGAAUUUGCACCAUCCAUACCAGGACUCGCUCUUAUUUCAGAGACAAUGAGGUCUAUCCCCAACAGAGCAUGAUAAAACCCAGUGAAUUUGUCUUCUGUCAUUCUUCCUUCUGUACCCCGGCGAAGGAUAUUCAUCAGGAGUUCCAUAGCUGGCUUCUGGGUUGUUCUUUACUGGUGUUUAAAGGCCUCAGAGUAUUCUCCUGCACUUAUGCAGCUGCACAGUAAGUAACCUUCAGUGGGGAUUUUGUGUGCUAUCACCAGGUUUGCAGAGAUGGGCAUGUGGGUACACAGAAUAAAAGUUACAAGUCCUGUUUCCAGACAGUUGACGUAAUUUUCUGUUUUCCAA
Messenger RNA from Cuculus canorus (common cuckoo), 4788 nucleotides. It is a transcript of the gene NEK11, whose product is annotated as NIMA related kinase 11. Gene Ontology annotation, molecular function: ATP binding; protein kinase activity. Gene Ontology annotation, biological process: protein phosphorylation. Lineage: Eukaryota; Metazoa; Chordata; Aves; Cuculiformes; Cuculidae. The coding region runs from base 360 to 2162 and encodes 600 amino acids. The transcript is spliced from 16 exons. The record is from RefSeq and is a predicted model, not a curated record.